Molecule: messenger RNA, 438 nt
Organism: Paramecium sonneborni
Lineage: Eukaryota; Ciliophora; Oligohymenophorea; Peniculida; Parameciidae
Source: the annotation of a GenBank genome assembly
GUGCUCCAUUUAAUGAUAGGAUAGAAUAAAAAGUAAUUGUUUACGAUGAUUUAUCAUCACCUCCAAAAUACACUUUGGAGUGGUUUGUUUAAAUAGACAUUAAUUCUAAAUAAAUAAAAAUGCUUGCGCGAGUGCCUUAUAAGCAAGAAAAAAUCUAUUAUUUUAUGGGGAUAGAUCAUUAUGUAAGUUGGUAGGUAUACCAGAAGGCUGUAACUUAAUUUGCUACUGAUAACUCUUAAAAUAUUUAUUAAGGCAGUUAUGUUUAAUUCAAAGUAGAAUAUUAAAAAGAUAGCAUUUUGUUUAUUUUUGAUAUUUCUAGAAAUUAAAGACAAUCUUAUACAAUAGUUUGAUUAGAAGAAAGACCAUACCUAUUCAUUCUCUGUCGCUAAAGAUAAAUGACAUGUUCCACAUAGAUCAUUGAUCACUAGAUAAUUUCUA